This is a messenger RNA of Dromiciops gliroides (monito del monte), 2104 nucleotides long. Its product is annotated as TLC domain-containing protein 4-like. The transcript is spliced from 9 exons. The record is from RefSeq and is a predicted model, not a curated record. Gene Ontology annotation, biological process: lipid homeostasis. Bases 362 to 1147 code for a protein of 261 amino acids. Gene Ontology annotation, cellular component: membrane; endoplasmic reticulum. NCBI's taxonomy places the organism in Eukaryota, Metazoa, Chordata, Mammalia, Microbiotheria, Microbiotheriidae.
UGUGCCAUCUGUUUAACCUUUUAUGCCUAGUUGAUUUUUCACUGUGACUCAUUCGGUGGUAUUUAUGUGAUUCUCCCAGUUGCAUUUUACUUUGGUGACUAUGCCUCCUACCUUCCUGACUUACAGUAUCCUGAAUCUCCUUGUCAAGUAGCAGGACAAAGAGAAACAUCGAUUACUAGGCUACCUGGGAACAGUGGUGGAAUUGAUGGACUUGUUCAGCUCUAUCAAAGAGAGAGCCCUAAAACUACUAUUUCUGCUGGUUGUAGAUGAAGGUUAAUUUCUGUUUCAUUGUGGGAGUAUGAAUUGAGAAGUCAAAAAAAUACUCAAAGUAUAACUGCAAUUUUUGUCGGGUUGAAGAAACAUGGAUUCUUACAGCAUCAUUGGCAUUGUUUUUACCAGCUUUCUCAUGUUUCAACUUCUUUUCCAUUUUGUGAGCUCUUGGUUUUCAGCACAAGUAACCUCAGGUUUUAACAAACUAAGCACCCAAAAGAAGAUUGAAUGGAACUCAAGGAUAGUAUCCACAUUCCAUUCCUUGCUGGUUGGUUCUUUAUGCCUAUAUAUUUUAUUUUUUGAUGAGGCUACUAUAGCGGAUCCCCUUUGGGGUGAACCUUCAUUUGUUCAAGUGAAUCUUGCCAUUGCUUCAGGCUACCUCCUCUAUGAUAUGUUUAUUAUCAUUUUGUACUGGAAGAUGAUUGGUGAUAAGUUUUUUAUCAUUCACCAUUCAGCAGCUUUAUAUGCAUACUACUUUGUACUGACAAAGGGAAUGCUGGCAUAUUUUGGUAAUUUUCGUCUGAUUGCAGAGUUUUCGAAUCCUUUUGUGAAUCAACGGUGGUUCCUCGAAGUGCUAGGCUAUCCCAAGUCUUCAAAAGCUAACAUCAUCAAUGGCAUACUAAUGACAGUCGUAUUCUUCAUUGUAAGGAUUGCAGUCAUACCUCCCUUCUAUAGUCAUAUUUAUGCUGUAUUUGGAACAGACGGUUUCAACAGACUAGGACUUGCUGCCCAAAGUGCCUGGAUUGGUUGCAGUGGAGUUUUAGAUGUAAUGAAUGUGAUGUGGAUGAUCAAAAUUUCAAAGGGAUGCCUCAGAGUCAUCUCUCUCAUAAAAAAGGAGAAAACCAACAAAAGUCAUCAAAAUGGAAAACUUGACUAAAAACGGCAUAUUGAAAAACAAGCUACUUCAUUACAACUAACGUUUGUGCUGAUAUGUGCUGAUAGGACAUUUCUUGGCAUGGUCUGUGCUUCUUUAUUAAUAUCUGCUAUUCAAGAUUUCCAUGACAACAUCUGUUUUUAACUUUAGAAAAGAAAAACUAAGAGUAGCUUUUAUUCCAAGCCACCUUUUCAGCUUUCCAGCUGCCUUAUAAGCAUGAAUACAACUUUAGGAGUUUAAAGAACAAUUUACAAAUACAGUGGAGAUUCUUCAGAAAUGUAUUACCUGCACUAGCAUUUUUCACCAUGAAAAGGUGGCUGUGUUCAUGUGUGUGGUGCACUUCGUUUUAUCUGGUUAAUUCUAUUUUCAGAAUUUAAAUGACCUUUAACUCUUUUCUACCAAUGUUUUCUUGGCAACCAACACUUGUAUGGGGCUUGGCUUCUAAAUGGUUGAUGUUAACCAAGGGGCUUUGGGACAUGAAUGGUGACUCUGGUAUAGCUUAUCCAUUUAAAUAUUAGGAUGAAGUACUUUUGCUUCAUUAUAUAUAUAUCUUAUUAGCUCAGUCAUGGAAAAUAAUUCUUUCAUUGUGAGAUUUUUUUUAGGUAUAUAUGGAUUUUGUAUAUAUGCUCUUUUUAUAUUUUUCCUUGUUUAUCAUGUCUGAAUACAUAAAAUUUUGGUUAUUUGGUAACCAAAUUUGGGGGUUGGCUGAUAAAAUCCCUUAAUUUCAGAGAUAUUUAAACAACUUGGAAUUUCUUAAUUCCCAGUUUAAUGCCUAGGUUCAAAUUCUGUCCUUUUUGAUGGAAGAAAUUCCAUGUUAUUAGAAAACAUUUACCCCCCUUUUCUUAAUAAUUGACUUCAAGAGAACCAUUUUACAUAGUUUUCUCUAGAACUGAGCACACCCUUCCUUGAUAUGUCUUGAUAAAAGAAGAGAUUUGAAGAAAAACCCCAAUCAAUAUUUAA